AUGGCCACAAGUCUGCAAGAAAAGGCUAUGUGCCCAGUUUGCCUGGAUUUUUUCUCCAAUCCCAUUUCUCUCUCUUGUGCACAUGUUUUCUGCUUUGAUUGCAUGCAAACUUGGGUGUCAAAAAGGGAGGAUUCAAAAUUGACUUGUCCCUUGUGUCGAGAAUCAUCGGAGAAACCUCCUUUGGAAGAAUGGCAAAUCAGAACACUGACACUUCUCAUCAAGCAGCACGGGCCCUUACUGGAGCUAAGUCUGCACGUGCGCAGUGAGCUCCAGCGGUUCCGGGAAGAUAUGACCCUGGAUGCAGCCACCGCCAACUCCCUUCUUGUCGUCUCCGAUGAUGGAAGGAGCGUCCGGUGUGCAAAGACCCAUUACGACACGAUGGAAGACCCCCGGCGAUUCACUCACCUGGCCGGUGUCCUGGGUACACCCUGCUUCUCCUCCGGCCGACAUUACUGGGAGGUUGAAGUGGGCGAGGUGAAGGAGUGGUCUCUGGGUGUCUGCAAGGAGUCGGUUGACAGAAACAGGAAGAGCGAUUUAUCCUCUAAGGACGGCUUCUGGACCAUCAGCAUGAAGGCAGGAGCAAUCCAUGCCAACUCCAUCCCAGAAAGUAGAAUUCCUGCAAGCCCUGGCCUUCAGCGUGUGGGAAUUUUCCUGGAUGUUGAGAUGGAAGAAAUCAAGUUUUUUGAUGUUGGAAAUGAUGCCCUCAUUUAUGCAUACUGUCCUCUCUCCUCUUUGGAGCGUUUUUGUCCCUUCUUCCUUCUUGUGCUGCCAGGAGAACGUGACAGCGGUGCUGCCCUCAGAAUCUACCCAUGA
Propithecus coquereli (Coquerel's sifaka) is the source of this 813-nucleotide messenger RNA. RefSeq names its product ret finger protein-like 4B (gene RFPL4B). The coding region runs from base 1 to 813 and encodes 270 amino acids. NCBI's taxonomy places the organism in Eukaryota, Metazoa, Chordata, Mammalia, Primates, Indriidae. The transcript has a single exon. Gene Ontology annotation, molecular function: protein binding. The record is from RefSeq and is a predicted model, not a curated record.